Molecule: messenger RNA, 4453 nt
Organism: Rhinopithecus roxellana (golden snub-nosed monkey)
Lineage: Eukaryota; Metazoa; Chordata; Mammalia; Primates; Cercopithecidae
Gene: RNF144A
Product: ring finger protein 144A
Exons: 8
Coding region: 69-1202 (377 amino acids)
Biological process (GO): ubiquitin-dependent protein catabolic process; protein polyubiquitination; positive regulation of proteasomal ubiquitin-dependent protein catabolic process
Cellular component (GO): cytoplasm; ubiquitin ligase complex; Golgi apparatus
Molecular function (GO): ubiquitin conjugating enzyme binding; ubiquitin protein ligase activity; zinc ion binding
Source: RefSeq, a predicted model, not a curated record
CUGACAGUAUAGCCUUCAGUCUGUGGUCGAAGGUCCAGGAGUCCCAGAGCUGAAGAACUUGGAGUCUGAUGUUCGAGGGCAGAAAGCCCAGCACAGGAGAACGACGGAGGCCAGAAGAUUCAGCCAGCCUAGUCUUUCCACGUUUUCCUUUCUGCUUUUUAUUCUGGCUGCUCUGGCAGCUGAUUAGCUGGUGCCCACCCUGGCUGAGGUGGGUCUGCCUCUCCCAGUCCACUGACUCAAAUGUUCAUCUCCUCUGGCAACACCCUCGCAGACACACCAGGAACAAGACUUUGCAUCCUUCAGUCCAAUCAGACUGUUCUGCGAUGACCACAGCAAGGUACCGGCCCACCUGGGACCUGGCCCUCGACCCGCUGGUGUCUUGCAAGCUCUGUCUUGGGGAGUACCCAGUGGAGCAGAUGACAACCAUAGCCCAGUGCCAAUGCAUCUUCUGUACUCUGUGCCUGAAACAGUAUGUUGAGCUCUUGAUCAAAGAAGGAUUAGAAACCGCCAUUAGCUGCCCAGAUGCUGCCUGCCCUAAACAGGGCCACCUACAGGAGAACGAGAUUGAGUGCAUGGUUGCAGCUGAAAUUAUGCAAAGAUAUAAAAAGCUACAAUUUGAAAGAGAGGUGCUGUUUGAUCCCUGUCGGACUUGGUGCCCAGCGUCCACCUGCCAGGCUGUGUGUCAGCUCCAGGACGUGGGGCUGCAGACCCCCCAGCCAGUGCAGUGCAAAGCCUGCCAUAUGGAAUUCUGUUCCACCUGCAAAGCCAGCUGGCACCCUGGCCAAGGCUGCCCGGAGACCAUGCCGAUCACCUUCCUUCCCGGGGAGACCAGUGCUGCGUUCAAAAUGGAAGAGGACGAUGCGCCCAUCAAGCGCUGCCCCAAGUGCAGGGUCUACAUCGAGCGAGACGAAGGCUGCGCCCAGAUGAUGUGCAAGAACUGCAAGCACGCCUUCUGCUGGUACUGCCUGGAGUCUCUGGACGAUGAUUUCCUUCUGAUACACUAUGAUAAGGGACCCUGCCGGAACAAGCUGGGCCACUCCCGAGCGUCUGUGAUCUGGCAUCGGACACAGGUCGUGGGCAUCUUUGCUGGAUUUGGGCUCCUGCUCUUGGUGGCCUCGCCUUUCCUGCUCCUGGCCACUCCCUUUGUACUUUGCUGCAAGUGCAAGUGCAGUAAAGGUGAUGACGACCCUUUACCCACCUAGAGGAAGCACGAUGCUGGAACAAAUCCCUGCCUCCGGGAAGUGUGGCUCUCCCCCAACCCUCCCCACCGUCCCCCUCUCACUAAACAUCUUUCUUGCCUUAUGUGCCCCAUUGAGCUUCACAGUGUCAGGCUGGACGCCGUGAUUUCAGGGACCUAUGUCACAACGUUCGCUGAGGCCCCAGGUGUGGUCACCUAGGUGUGGGAGGGGGAGGCAGGUGUGGGUAGGGCACAUCCCCACAGAUCAAUCUCUGCAGAUGACAGGGAGGUGCUGUGAGAAGCGCACCAGGCAGCUUUCUCUCUGUGGUAGACUAGGCAUGUCUGGGGAUGGCCUAAGAGACUUUCUCCUCCUUGGCUUCUAGAUGGCUCCAUGUUGUUGGAGAAGUCUUUUAAGGAUUGUGACUCUCUUCAGACAGAAUCUGAUUAUUCCAGCUUGAGAAAAGCACUCUGUUUAUGACAACUGUUUUUAUUACUAAUGGCAUUUAGUAAAAUCCUUUUUAGAAGGUAUUUUUUUUCCAACUGAGUAGUGAAAAUCAACAAGGUGCAUAUAAACCAUCCUAUGCCUUUCUUGAAAUGUGCAUUUUAAGAAGUUACAGUUAAAACGACUUUUCAGGAGAUUUAGAAAGCCUUAUGCACUCUGUGUUUUUCUUGAAACUUGCUGUAAUAACUUUUUGAACGCUGUAAGCUAUGUACUGUUAUAAAUGUGGUUCCUAUAUUGUUGCAUUUCCUUGAUAAUACUGACAUGUUUAGCGGAACAUCUCAUCUCCAUUAGAUUUGCCUUUUGUUGUUUUCUCUCUUUGGUGAUUCAGCUCAGCUCGUGGGUCUCAUCCCUUCUCUCCCAGGUAGCAGAAAACGCCUUUUAUUGUAUUCAGUCCAACUGCUUUGCUCGGAAAUGGCUCUCCUCCAAAUUGUUACUGUCUGGCCUCUGGCCUAAGUCUUCAGGUAGACAGGAAGAAGAAAGCAGCUUUAUUGAUCCGCAGAGGUAGGGCCUCUUGGCAGAGGCUGGAGAACUCUGGGGGCUAAGGAAGAGCCGGCCAGAUUUUCACAUUUUUAAAAUGUUCUAGUCAUUUCGAGAAAUCAUAUAUCUUACACAGUUCCAAGUCCUGUUGCUAACCGUUUUGCUCUUGUUGGGGAAAAGAACCUCCUAUUUCACUUAGUUUUACUGUGGAGAUUUUACCACUUGAUCUUUUACAGGGCUGUCUGUGACCAUUUCCCUGGCAGCAGGAUGCAGGGAUGAAUAAGGAGAAGAAGUUACACAUUACUCCACCAUUACUCCACGUUAUACAUUUCACACACAUUACUCCACCGGCUGACUUUGAAAAGUGGAGAAAGUGUAUUCUUUAAAGAGAAUUUACUUCUAAAAGCCACAGGUGCUUUUACAAAGCAAACUGCAUUGAACUGAAAACUUCUGAAAAUAACAGGCAAAUAUUAUAGAUACAUUACAGUGGGAUUUAAAAAAUCUUGUUAAACAUUCUAUAAAGAAGUAAAACAAAAACAAAAUCCUUUUAUCUCAGUUAUUUACUCAUCACAAGCACAUUUUAAAAAUGCUGCUUUGUGUGUGUUUGACUUCUGCAUUUGAGUACCAGUCUCAGGUCCUAGUUUACCUUCCCUGGUUGGAGAUUUAUUUCUUAUUUCCUAACAUUGAAUUCGUUAGAAGAAACAGCAUCACCUCACUCUUCACCUCUCAUGUUAAUUUUCCUUAUGAAACUGAAGCCAUUUAGAAAAUCCCUGUGUGUCAAAAUGACAUUCAAAACGCUCUCCUUGUAAUUGCGAUUUAUAAGUUCAGUAACUCAAUAAGAACAUGCCUGUGACUCCCUUUCUGGAUGAAACCUGGGCUGUGCCUCUCUGUAGUUUGUGGUGCUGUGAUGGUGUCUACUGGUAGAAUAGCUUUUCUGGAGGUGGGUGGCAACUCCAUGCAGGAGUCAUUGGCUGGGCUUGAGCCCUCAGCCUGUGAUAUGUGGAUGCAGCUGUCCAGCCACUGCCCUUUAAAAUGCCCAGCACACAUGGAAGGCCUGUGGCCCAGUGUCCACCAUAAUCUUGUCCUUCCUGCCUGAAAUUGCUGCUGCCCAUCGCAUGAGCCCACACAGUAGCACCCCCAUCCUUGGGAUGAGAGUCAGAGCCUUUGGAAAGUCUGCAUCCCCAGGGCUAGAGCACAGAUGACCUUAUUUCUAGAGGGACAGGCUGUUGUUCUCUUAGAGGAGUCUCUGGCCCAGUCAUGCACAUCUGUAGCCAGCCAUCCUCGUGCCUUCGCCUCUGAUGUGUUUUACGAGCACGUAGUUCAACCCAGAUGGGACCACAGAGACUCUGGGGCCGGCCAGGGGCAGCCGCAUUAGCACCUACUGGCUCUGACUUUUUGUAUGAAGCAUGCCUCAGUUUGCUCAUUUUGAUCUAGUUACAAAAUUAAAAUUGUCCAUUUCCUAGAUAAAUACCAGCAAGACCACUCUGAGAUACAUAAACUCGCAUUUCCUUCUCUUUUGGUAGGGAAUGCCGCACUCAUCUUUGAUGGGAAUACAGUAUUAACCCUGCUUGAUGUAAAAUGUAAAUAGCACCCGGGCAGAUGGCCCUGGCUUUGGACUUUGGUCUUGCCAUCACCCCCAGUGACACCUGGGAGUUCUGCGUUGAGUGGAUGGACUUACUCCUGUGAAGCGGCAUAAUUUGUCUCCCUUGAAAAAUGGCAUUCACUCUUGCAGACGGUGUUCACUGCAAAGCCCUGGAAGCACAUGGCAGGUGUUCACUAAGAGGCCUUUAAUCCUGGGGAGUAAGGGGCGAAGGCCCUUAGACAACCACGGCUGCUGUACUGCCGCCCAGGUGGGGUGGCCAGUGAGGACUGGCCAUAGCCCAGUGAACCUGUGGCUUAUCUGAGGCCCUUGAGUAACUGACCACAUUUGGAGCUUUUGCUGGACGUGCCUGAUCUCUUGGUCUGGCUCUGCUGUGUCGUCCGUAGCCAGAUGAGUUUGCCCCUCCCAGGAGGCCAGCACCUUGCAAAGAUGCAGUCACCAUCGAUAUCCACAUAGCAGAGACUGAUUAGGAUCUGAGAUAAAGCACUGGAUUGCAGGAAUAACUGUCCAAAUUAGGUCUUCCUCCUCAACUCACAGGAGUAGCUGUGGAUAGAGGAACCAACAUCUGCCACCUCUGGCAUUUUCUUUCUUUUUUUUUGUUUUUUGUUUUUUUUUUUUUAGAUGGAGUUUCACUCUUAUUCCCCUGGAGUGCAGUGGCAUGAUCUCGGCUCACUGCAACCUCCGCCUCAUGGGUAGA